Messenger RNA from Eruca vesicaria subsp. sativa (arugula), 587 nucleotides. Lineage: Eukaryota; Viridiplantae; Streptophyta; Magnoliopsida; Brassicales; Brassicaceae. The record is from the annotation of a GenBank genome assembly.
GAAUCUAUGGAGAAGGGUGAAGGUAGCAGCAGCCCUAGAGGCCGUCCAAAGAGGUCUCACAUCAGAAAAACGGAGGUCAUCAGUUACGAGAAAAGCGUCGUGCAACUUUCAAAAGAAGGGAGGCAGACACAUUUGGUUGUGGACCGAGCCCGUAAAACGCCACUGAACACACAUGGUCGAUCUUACUCUACUGUCUUUGAUAACACCUCUCCUCAAUACAACUGGCUUCGCAGUGGUUGGAUCGUUGAAGAGCGUCGCAUAAUGCUGACCGGUCGACUUUACCGGUACUAUUACGAUCCAAUCGGGCAAGUAUACGGUACAAGGUACGAAGUGGAGCAGAUAUGGGCAUACAUUGACAUGAAUAAGAACAAAAAGAAGCACGAGGUCAUCAUCAUCGACUAGUAAUCUGCUAUGUAUUUGAUGGCCUUUCCAUUUAAGCUAUAUUUUAAAUAAAAUAAAAGGUUCAAUUCCAAGGUACCCUGGACAAAAUGGAAAUGACCUGUGUGUUUUAAUUUAAGGACUAAUUAAGCCUUUUUCGUUGUUGUUUAAUCUAUGGAACAAUCGAGUAUUUUCCGUUGCUGUUUCUG